GCGAACAGCGGCUCAAAGACAACAGGAAGUAAACUUUAAGAGGUUGCAAACCAUAUACAUGUAAAUGUCUGUGCUGCGAACUGUGUAAAAAUCCAUUAGCUUGAUAAUGAACACGGCGCUGAAGCGUUGGAGGGAGGCGGCUACAGUCAUUUUAGCCGCAGGACACAAGCUCGGCGCGGAAGGGUUAUCAUGUCGGACUCCGGGGGUCGGCGGUGACGGAGGGUCACUCCUGCACCACAGGUCCGACUUUGAUUACGACGUUUUGUUGCUCAAACGCAGCUCCAAGAGCGGAUUUAUGCCUAAUGCCUAUGUGUUUCCUGGCGGCAUGGUCGACUCUUCGGACUUUUCAAGCGACUGGUUGGACGUUUUCAAAUCCUUCACUAGCUCCCCCAGUUUUGGGUUAAGAACAGUAAAGCAGCCCGUGGAGCGCAGACCCCCAAUCUUCGCGACUGACCGCCGAAAACUGGGCUCCCCUGUUCCGGGAGAGGUCGCCCUGAGGAUCUGCGCCGUGAGGGAGACGUUUGAGGAAUCCGGUGUGCUGCUGGUUGUGUCUAAAAAAGAUGAGGAGCGUUUGUUACAAAGAGCUGAGGACAGAUGUGAAGCUCAGCAACACGUGCGGCCUGAUGUGGGCAGCAGGGAGCUCACACAGUGGAGAGCCCUGGUGAACCAGAACCCAUCCAACUUCAUCAGGAUGUGCAGGGAGUUGGAGAAGUAG
Messenger RNA from Nematolebias whitei (Rio pearlfish), 715 nucleotides. Its product is annotated as nucleoside diphosphate-linked moiety X motif 19-like. The coding region runs from base 107 to 715 and encodes 202 amino acids. Gene Ontology annotation, molecular function: hydrolase activity, acting on acid anhydrides, in phosphorus-containing anhydrides. The transcript has 2 exons. The record is from RefSeq and is a predicted model, not a curated record. Gene Ontology annotation, cellular component: mitochondrion. NCBI's taxonomy places the organism in Eukaryota, Metazoa, Chordata, Actinopteri, Cyprinodontiformes, Rivulidae.